This is a messenger RNA of Xiphophorus hellerii (green swordtail), 2912 nucleotides long. Its product is annotated as vacuolar protein sorting-associated protein 26B-like. The record is from RefSeq and is a predicted model, not a curated record. Gene Ontology annotation, biological process: intracellular protein transport. The transcript has 6 exons. NCBI's taxonomy places the organism in Eukaryota, Metazoa, Chordata, Actinopteri, Cyprinodontiformes, Poeciliidae. Bases 158 to 1159 code for a protein of 333 amino acids.
GGUAGUAACUAGGAAUGUCCAAUAAUCUGGGAAGCUGCUCGCGCUCGACAGCUCACAGCAAAACGAGAUCCGACCGUCGCGUGCUGUUCUUGACGGGAAGAAGCACGUCCAUCUCCACGAGCCACGUUCAGGGAACUGAGGUAGCCCGCGAGCCGUAAUGAACUUCUUCGGGUUCGGUCAGACUGCGGAGAUCGAUAUAGUUCUGAAUGACGCCGAGACGAGGAAGAAAGCAGAACACAACGGUGAAGACGGAAGGAAGGACAAAUAUUUCCGAUUCUUCGACGGGGAGACGGUGUCGGGAAAAGUCAACGUCACGCUUAAGUACCCGGGGAAGAGGCUGGAGCACAAUGGCAUCAAAGUUGAGUUUGUCGGCCAGAUAGAGCUGUACUACGACAGAGGGAACCACCAUGAGUUUGUGUCUUUAGUGAAAGACUUGGCUCGGCCAGGAGAGCUGACGCAGUCUCAGACAUUUGACUUCGAGUUCACACAUGUGGAAAAACCGUACGAGUCAUACACUGGUCAGAACGUCAAGCUACGUUACUUCCUCAAGGUGACGAUAAGCCGGAAGCUCAGCGACAUCACCAAGGAGCUGGACAUUGUGGUUCACACCCUGAGCACAUACCCUGACCUCAACUCCUCCAUCAAGAUGGAAGUGGGGAUCGAGGACUGUCUGCACAUAGAAUUUGAGUACAAUAAAUCCAAGUAUCACCUAAAAGAUGUGAUUGUUGGGAAGAUUUACUUCCUCCUGGUGAGGAUUAAGAUCAGGCAUAUGGAGAUCGACAUCAUCAGACGAGAGACCACCGGCACGGGACCCAGCGUUUACAACGAGAACGACACCAUAGCCAAGUACGAGAUUAUGGACGGAGCUCCGGUCAGAGGAGAAUCCAUCCCCAUCCGGCUGUUUCUGGCAAGCUACGAGUUGACGCCCACCAUGAAAGACGUCAACAAGAAGUUUUCAGUGCGAUACUUCCUCAACUUGGUUCUCAUAGACGAGGAGGACAGACGCUAUUUCAAACAACAGGAAAUCAUUUUGUGGAGGAAAGGUGACAUAGUGAAGAAGAGCAUGUCUCACCAGGCCAUCAUGGCUGCACAGCGCUUCGAGGGCUCCUCCAAUCCAGAGAAGUCCCACAGUCAGAGCGCUGAGGACGGCAAGAGCUAAACUCCAGCCAGUCGGGCACUUCCACUUCCUGCUGUGUCUGAGUGAACACAGCUCAGAGGUGUCAGUCCAAAUGUUGAGUGAAUGAGUGAGUGAGUGAGUGAAUUCCAGUAUGUGUGUGUGAAGGGAACAAACAGUGCCACUCUGGGCUGGAGUUGUGUUGAUUUGGGUUUAAGCAUCUCGAAGCACUAUCUACAUGGAGCAGGCCACACUCAGACUGAUGAAUUGGUACCAGCAAGUUUCUGUCUUAAACUGUUCCAAGUAAUCAGUCUGGAAGUGGUCUGUCUGCUUUAUCUCUGUGGCAUCUACGACAGCAGUCGCUUAGGAGGACAUCUUUCAAAGGUGCACUUCAACCUGUCACUCACAGGUGUGUUUGGGAGAGCGUUGAAUGUUUAUAUGUGGCUAGAGUAUUGCACUGUGAGGAAACUGUAGUCAUACAGUAGCUUUCUAAAGAGUGGCUAAACAAUAGCAUUUAUCACACAUCUGUGUGACACUUCACAGGAACCUAACAGUGUGAUAGGAACCCAUUAAUAGGAUUAUUUUGCUGCCAUCUUCUGCUUUUUUCUGCAAACUUUGCCUGCAUUUUGCAAACUUGGCUUGCUCCCAGAAUCCCAAACAGGAAGUAGCACACUUCAUUAACAUGACAACCAUUGAUUAUCAUUUCUAAGAAUAUACAUUUGGAAGAUAUUUUCAUACAUUCCAAUGCUGUUGUGAGCAUUAGGCAUGAUUGUAAGGUACUUUUUUUUAAACCAACCUCUUACUUGUAGUACACAUUCACCAAACUGUUUUAAUGGAUUCUAUAACAAAUGGAGUUUUGGUAUGUUUAUAAUUUGGUUGUUACAGUCACCAAUGACUUGUUUCUGAGCCCAGCUUUCUUAUUUUGCACUAUCACAUCCUUCUGUUUAGUUGUUUUCUGCUCUCUGUUCUGUUUGUGACAGAUGCAGUGGCAGGAGUUUAUGAGCACAAUUAAAAAUAUAACUUCUAAUUAUCCUAACUAGAGAUGCAUCGAUCAGAUGUUUUCUGGCCAUUAGUGGUUUUCUUUGAGGUCUGACCUGCUGUUUUCUUAAGGAGUAUAACUUGGAAUCUGACAGACAUAAGAGUUUUAAAGUCAAAUUGUCACUAACCUCCAUCUGAUUUUUAUUCAGCUAAAAGUAUGAAGUACAGGCGGUUGAGUUCUUAGUUUUGAAGUGUUUCAUGAAUUGAAUUUGAACAGAUUUUUUACGUCGACGCUCGUAAGCCAAUCAAGGGAAAAUUGUACUAUUCCGAACAGGCGCCAAUAGAUUGGUGCAUCUCUAAUCAAUGACAUCUGGUCUCACUUCAAUUUAAUCACGCAUAGACACUUGAUUAUGAUACUUUUACUAUAAUAUCAGCAGAGAAUGAAAGUUAAACAAGUAACAUUGGUCUCUCUUACUUAGGACUUCUGUUUUCUUGCUGUUUUUUAAUCUCACAAUGAACAGUUCACCAGUGGAACCUGAAGGUGAAAUUUGCCUUCGGCGUUGAUCCGUGUGUCUUGUGUGUGAUGACUUUGAAGUGACCUCUGCCUGUUGAUUGUUUGCAGGCUGAACUUUAGCCAGUUAUGUCUCUGUGUAGUUUAGUGUCAAUCAUCCAGAACACUCCCCGAGGUUCUCCUGUACCUUUCUUGUACUUGUUAAGCUGCUUUGGAUCAUGGUUUUAAAUGUAAAAGAGGGGUGGGGGAAAGGACAGCUCUAUUUUAAUGAGCUCUUAGAUUCAAUAAAAAUUCCAAGAACUUUUUUCA